This is a messenger RNA of Etheostoma cragini (Arkansas darter), 2494 nucleotides long. It is a transcript of the gene ngfra, whose product is annotated as nerve growth factor receptor a (TNFR superfamily, member 16). Bases 375 to 1442 code for a protein of 355 amino acids. Lineage: Eukaryota; Metazoa; Chordata; Actinopteri; Perciformes; Percidae. The transcript is spliced from 6 exons. Gene Ontology annotation, molecular function: death receptor activity; coreceptor activity; nerve growth factor binding. Gene Ontology annotation, biological process: Rho protein signal transduction. Gene Ontology annotation, cellular component: plasma membrane; cell surface. The record is from RefSeq and is a predicted model, not a curated record.
UGCAGGAGUACCCGGGGUAAUAAACUGGAGGGUGGACGUGCCCCCUCUCUCCUCCGCAGUGCACUUGCAGCUUAGCAGCACUCCGGACAGGACGGUCUUCUCCACCUCCUGCUCUUCUUCUCCUCCUCUUCUCUGUGUGUUUGUGUGGGCUGGUGGUGGUGGUGGUGUUGCUGAGGAGUGCACCGACAGUCGCAGCUGACUCCAGUCCAGAGGUCCCGGACAGAGGCGUGAUGGUGCGGACUCAUUGAUAAAAUCCGCUGCCGCUGGAAUUAACAUGAGCACUCCCGCUGAGCGGCUCUCCUCCUCCACAUAGCGCUGCCUUCUCUGCACAACAUCCGUUUGUGUGUUUGUGAGACUCCAGCAGGCGACGCAGGAUGACUACUGCCUUAUCUCUGGUGCUUCUGUGCGCUUUGGUGGCGUUUGCGUUGGCGUCUAAGACAGAGCGGGCGGUGCAGCUCCCCUGUGACUCCGGCCAGUACACAACCAAUGGAGAAUGCUGCCAGGAGUGUCCACCAGGAGAGGGAGUGGUGAAGAAAUGUGGCGUCACACAGACUGUCUGCUCCCAGUGUUUGGACAGUGAGACCUUCUCAGAGAACUACAGUCACACAGAGCAGUGCAGGCCCUGCACUGAGUGUACGGGCCUGAUGCGCAUGGAGACGCCCUGCACCGACUCCAACGACGCCAUCUGCGUCUGCAACUACAACUUCUUCUUCAACGGGAUAUCCGGCCAGUGCGAGCCGUGUACGGUGUGCCCAGUGGGCCAGGGUGUGUUCGCGCACUGCGAACACGACCAUGACACGAUAUGCGAGGAGUGCGUGGACGAUACCUUCUCUGACCGCGAAAGCUCCCUCGACCCCUGCCUGCCCUGCACCAUCUGUGAUGAGGAGGACAGUGAGAUACAGCUGGCUGUGUGCACACCAAACAGCGACUCGGUCUGUCACAAUCCUCUGCUCCCAACAUAUAUCUCUCCCACCUCCGACAUGGGCCCGUCUGCACCCUCCUUCACCAAUUACUUCCUACCCGAUGGCUCCGACAGCCCGCUGCCAGGAGGACAGACGACCACGUCCAGCGCCGGCUCUCCUCGCUUCCUGGGCCACGGGCUCAACGAAAACCUCAUCCCUAUCUACUGCUCCAUCCUGGCCGCCGUGGUGGUGGGCCUCGUGGCCUACAUCGUUUUCAAGAGGUGGAAUAGCUGCAAGCAGAACAAGCAGGCAGCUAAUAACCGUGCAGCUACAAACAACCAGAUGGUGACACCGGAGGGAGAGAAGCUGCACAGCGACAGCGGCAUUUCGGUGGACAGUCAGAGUCUGCAGGAGCAGCAGCAGCAGCAGCAGGCCCAGGCUGAAGUCCAGGCUCAGCCCUCACACUCACGCACACAGGAACAGAUAGUGGUGAGGGUGGAUGGCGGCCCCCAGCCUGACACGCCUUCCCGUGAGGUCUAAAGGAAGAAAAAGAAGAAGAGGAGGCGUCAGAGCUAAGGAAGGGGAGAGGAGAGUAGGGACUUGGAACUAUGGACCAAAAAGAAAAAAGGGGCGUGGACCACGUAGAAACGUAAAACUGACUGAUUCAUAUCUGAAGUGGACAAAGGAGCAAAGACUUGUAUGGACCUUUCGGCACCUUUGGGCAACAGUCUGACUCUUCAUCCCUGCGUAUAGAUUCUAAAACUUUCAAUCAGUGUGCGACCUGACACAACUUCUAUGGCAAUAUCAACCAAUAUCUGUACCAAUGUGACUGCAGAUACAUAAUCAUAGAGAAAUGCCAGUGCAUCUCAUAUUACCAGACUAUUCCAGUAUCUAAUGACAUAAUUCUCACUAACUGCCAACUUAGUCUCCUCAGCCCCUUCUUAAAGCUUUACAUUGUCCCCUUAAUGCCACAAUUACUCGCCAUGAAACAUAUGUGCCUGACAGGUAAAUAGGUACAAAGGUUCUCCAUUAUCUCCUCUUUCUUUUCCUUGUGCGUCAAAGAGACUUUCUUCCUCAGAGACCAGCCUUUUUUCCUCUCACAUCUUCCUCUGUGGCGUCCCACUCUCUGAUAAUCCUCUGUCUCUCUCCACAGAAUUCCCUCUAUUAGACCCCCGCCAUCAGCUGCGAUACAAAAAGCUGCGGGGGAGCCAUGACUCACUCCCGACACUUCUUCUGAAGUUCCUUAUUCUUUUAUCAUUAACCACAGACGCUUUUCAUGGCAUGUUGUCUUGUAAAAUGUUUCAUUGUCUGAGAUUGGCUGCACCGACUGAUGCAAAUGACUCAUACAGUACUUGAGACAAAGGUCAAUAGCUGUGCAGCCCGCUCCUUUAUCAACUAUUUUUUUCUUUGGGUGAGAUGCAUCUUCCGGAACCCAAAGUUGACCCCUUCACAGCGCCUCAAGGGAUUGAAUUUCUUGCUCAUAAUGUAACGCACCCUAAUGUUUGUCUCCUGUUUGUGGUGCAUUACUUUCAUUUUGUGGCUUAAGUUACACGGCUGAUUCAGCAAGGUGCCUCAAUGGCCCUAACAUAAGA